Messenger RNA from Sabethes cyaneus, 720 nucleotides. RefSeq lists its product as uncharacterized. Lineage: Eukaryota; Metazoa; Arthropoda; Insecta; Diptera; Culicidae. The coding region runs from base 1 to 720 and encodes 239 amino acids. The transcript has a single exon. The record is from RefSeq and is a predicted model, not a curated record.
AUGCUUGUUGCAUCAACCGACAACAGUGAGUUGCAGAAAGUGUUUCGGAGUCUCAGUGGUGAAUUUGAGUUGACGAAUCUGGGAGAUGUUUCUCACUUUCUCGGCAUGGAAGUUCGACGAGUUGAAGGAGCUUACAACAUUCGUCUGCAAAGCUACAUCGAAGAGUUGCUGAAAACACAUGGAAUGAGUGAAGCAAAACCUGCAAAGUCACCCAUGGACCCGGGAUAUUUGAAGGAUCAGUCUGAAAGCAAGCCGUUGGAGGAUGCGGCUAAAUACAGAAGCGUCGUUGGAAGUUUGCUAUACCUAUCGGUAGUAGCUAGGCCAGAUAUAGCGAAUAGCGCCGCCAUUCUUGGACGAAAGUUCAGUAAUCCAACUGAGUUAGAUUGGACAGCGGCUAAGCGUGUCCUGCGAUAUCUGAAGAAGACGAAGAACUAUACGUUACGUUUAGGUGGUGCGUUCGAUGAACCACUUUCAGGCUACUCGGACGCAAACUGGGCCGGCGAUUUACAGAGUCGAAGAUCAACUUCUGGAUAUGCGUUUAUGUUCGGUGGAGCUACAAUCUCGUGGGCUAGCCGUGGACAGUCGAGUGUUACCUUAUCGUCCAUGGAAGCCGAAUGCGUGGCGCUCAGUGAGGCAUGCCAAGAGGCCAUCUGGCUGAGGCUGCUGCUCGCUGAUUUCGAUCGAAGACAAUCAAGGAUGUCUCGCUUUCGUUCGUACUGA